UACAGAUAAGUAGGCUUCUUGUUGGUUAAGAUAGUAAUUUUCUAUAUAUAGAUUCUUGUUUCUGGCUUUGCUACCAUAUGUAGCCUCUGGGGCUCCUCUUGGUUGUAUCUAGUUUGUUGUUCUUGGCUCAUUUUGACAAUUCUCUGUGUAUUGUAUUUUUAAUAUAAAAGUAUGUCUUCGGCAGCGAGCUUGGAAACAGAUUAAGUUUCUUGUACCCGAGUUGCUUCUGAAAAUGAAAAUGGACUGCGGCCAGCAAUGUAUGUCAGAGCUCUGUGUCAGUGUCUUUGAGGGAGUCUGGCUUUUAGGGAGGUGUGAAUUUUCAUUGGUCUCUGGGAUUUUGUAGUGCCUAGUUAGAACACUUAGCAGCCAAUGCUCUUUAAGGUGGGCAGUUAUUGUCAAACCACAGAGAGUUGGACCCUAGACUUGUGAUAUCAGAGGGAAAAUGUGUAUGUCUCUGAAGACUGCAGCUAAGGACCACCUUCCCCAAACCGGAAAGCGAUCUUGAGCCAAAUCUGUGCGUCGUGCAGUAGUUUCAUGCAUGCUUUAGAAUGUCUGCUUACAUCUUCCUCUCUCAAGUGUAAAAGGUAAAUUACUUUAAUUGAUGUGUCUUCUAGCUGGUUUAGAGUAAAUGAAUAACUUUCAAUCUAGAAAGCCAUUUUGUCUACCAGAAAAGAUAGUCAUAUCUCUGCAAGGGUUUUCCCCUCAAAGUCAUUGAAAGAGCACAUAGCAGAUGUUUUUUUGUGUUUGGAUUGUUUUCCCAGGAAACGUAUGGAUGAUGUUUACUUGUGAUGGUUCAGUUCCCUACAUUAGAAACCAGUUUAUCUAAUCUUCCAUGUUGGAGGUUGGAAAUCUUUGUUGAUUUUGAACAAAGCCAACUAUCUGGGGAAAUUUUUCUUUCACCAUUUUUUUUCUCAGGAGAGAGAGAUCAGAUAAGCAAGAAAUGAAUAUGGAAACCCUAAUAAAGCAAACAUUGUUGUUGUUUCUCUGAACUAACAGAGAACAUCGUAUUCAAUGCGCCCAUCAGAAUGUAGGUGGGCUAAUGUAGAAUGGGAAAAUGAAGCCAACUCUUCUUUGGAAAAUGAACCUCUGAGGGUUUCCUGGGAGGGCAGCUCGUCCUCUCUAAGCUUUCCUUCAACUGUGUGCCUCCUGGCUGGCACACAGCAGUGUGAAAUUACAUGAAAUUAGAGGACACUUAGGGUGAUAUUAGUAGCAUGUCUUGACUUUCUUUUAUUGUUUAAAGAGCAAGAACAGAUUUCUACUCAGGCCUGAUCUGCUUUACUGGAGACUUGUGAGCAUGAACAGUUCUGUCUGUCUUGCCGUUAAUCUUUCUGUUCAUCUAUUGACUGAUCAGUUGAUUUACCAAUGGAUUGACUAAUAGAUCUGUCAAUCUCCCUGCCCCUCCCCUUCUCUUCCUUUUCCUGCCCUCCCUUUCUUUUCCUACCUCCUUUCCUUCCCUUCCUUCUUUCCUUUUUUUCCCUUUCUUCCCUACUUUUGAACUAAAAUCUAAACUGAAGCUGGACUCGGGCAUCUUCUUGAAAGUUAGCAUUAGAGCUCUGAAUUCUAAUCUUACCAUGGGUCUUCAUAAUAAAAUAUCACCCAGUCUCUGUGACCUGUAACCUCUUCACCUGUUUAGACAAAGACUGAGGUCAGUGCCUUUCAGUUCAGUCAGCAAUUAUGGGCAUAAGCUUUGGAUCAUAGUUUAGAUUCCAGCUCUGCUGGUUCCUGUGUAUGUGACACUGGGCAGCUUGCUUAACCUCAUUGUGCCUCUACAUCCUGAUCCCUGAUAUUAGGUUUGUGCCCACUGACUGUAGGAUGAAUGAGGUAGUACAUAUAAAUUGCUUAGAGCAGUUCUUGGUACAUACUAAAUGCAUAAUAAACAUUAACUUUAAUAGUAUGGUGUGUUAGUCAGCUUUGUGUUCUUGUGGCCAAAAAAUCCAACAAUUACAGCAUAGAAGAGGGAAUAUUUGUUUUGGCUCAUGGCUCAGAGGUUCAGUCCAUGGUCUGCUGAGUCCAUUGCUCUAGACCCAUGGUGAGGCCGAACAUCAUGGUGGAAGAGUGUGGUGGAGGAGUGCUGCUCUGUUCAUGGCAGCCAGGAAUCAGAGAGACAGCAGGGGGAAGGGACCACAGGGAAGAUGCACACUUCCAGGGUAUGCCCCCAGUGACCCACUUCCUCCACCAAAGCCACACCUGUCUCGAGUUACCACCCAUUCAAACUGGAAUGAGAAUGGACCAAUCAGUUUACACCUCUCACAAUCUAAUCCUUUUAUCACUGAAUAUUCCUGUACUAAACAGGAGCUUUUGGGGAACACUUCAUGUCCCAGCCAUAACAUAUUGUCUCAUCAAUAUAGAUAUAUUAAUGUAGACAUCCUUUUCUCUAAUCCUAUCUUCUUUCCUUGCCCCCGUUCACAAAGCUCACAGUCUAGUAUUGAGACAAGCAUAACUGCUUUGUAAAAAUAGAGGAAGGUGACAUGUACCAGUGUAUGAAAGGAAAAGAAGGUAUUUGCCAAGGAGAGAAGUCAGGAGGACCAUGGUAAAUAGGGAAACUAUAUUAGGAGUCAGGGAAUAGCGUGGCUUGCUCCGAACUGAGUUUGCUUCUAAGUGGUGGAAAGCUGGGAAUAUAGCAAUUAAUUUGUUGUGGCUAGUGUUUAGGAUGCUUGUAGGGUGAUGGGGAGAAAUGGUGAUUAUACACCUCGGGUUUGCACAGUUUGCACCAGCACACCUGAGUUUCUACCAAAGCUCCUGGCUCUCCACCAUGGUGAUUCCUUUCCAUGUGUAGAGCAAGGCAGUUAUAAGGGGGGAUAGGAUGGACUCAUUUAUUCAUUGAAAAAUCUUCAUCAUUUUUAUUCUCAGGGGUAUGAACUUCUUUUCUUUAUAUUGAUAUUAUUUAAUCUCAGGGCUCAUGUAUCUGUUGCCAAGCUUUGGGGAUGAGGUACCUCAGCUAUUGUUCUUAAAUUUAAUAGUGAAACUGCUUUGUAUGACACGUAGAACUCCAUGUUAAUUAUUAUGAGGCUUCAGGCUUGGAGCUCCUCCUAACUUAUGGUGGGACCUCAACAACCUGCUUUCCAAGUCAUGUUUUUUUGUGGGAUGAAAGACUUGGUGUAGGUGUUUAUGGAAGUCUGAUGAAGUUUCUAUGGGCCCCUUCUCUAAAUAAAUUUUCAAAUGUACAAAAUGAAAUACACAGUACUACCAAGGAAUUCAUGGUAUUGAAAUAUACAUACAAAAAUAAUCAAUGAAUUUGUGCCAGGAAAAUAUAUGUAUCUCUUAUUACCAUGUGAAAUGAGGCAUUCACAAUGCUUGUAACUUUGAAUUAUUGGCAAAGACAGUGUUAUCUUGCAAUAUCUGCAACAAUCCUUGUGUGAUAUAAGAAUACCAGAAGUUGCCUUGGAAGAUUAAAGUCAAAGGUGCUGCAAAUACAACUGUAGUUGGAGAUGCUAAACUGGAGGAGAUGCUAAACUUCAUUUAGAGGUUAUUGAAAACAACACAAGUUUAUUGAACCUUUGAUUAUAUCUAUGGACCUCUUUGGUCACCUGUGGAACUGAGGUUAUUAAAAUUUGUACUAGGUAAUUUCUACGAUUUUUUUUCCUUUGCUAAAUUUAUGGCUAUCAAAUUAGCAAAUACUGGAAUUCCUAUAUAAUUGAUAAAGACCAUGUCAUUGACAAUGAGAAAAACCAAGGUGUUCAUAGAAUAAUGGAGAUAAGUCCAUCUAAGGUUUUUUAACCCAUGUAUUUUUUCCAUAAGGCAUAUCAUAAACGAGCUUUGAUGAUCAUCUAUCUUAGGGUUCAUUUUAAACAAAAUGAAAUAAAUAAAAAACACAUAUUACUUGGAAUAGCUGGUGCUAAGCAGACAGCAAGAAGGACAUGUUCUAUAGUAUAGGAGCUGAAACACUAUGCCAGAGUGGAGCCUGGUUCAACCUCAGCUGGGGUCAUGUGCGUCUGGCAGUGAUUUUUGUGCUUCUCUGUGCAUGUCCACCAAAGAUUGCAAAAGUGCUGUGAGAAUUGAUUUUUCAAUUAUAAAUUAAUUUUAGCAAGUAGGUGAAUUUGCAAAUAUGAAAAUCAUGAAUAAUAAGAAUUGACCAUAUAUUCUAAUAUUUCUCUGAACUUGAGGUCUAAUGUUGCCGUUCUUCCCAUAAGAAGACCUUCAUAGUUUGGUUAUUAAACUACUCUAAGUCUCUGUUUUUUUUUAAUUCACAAAAUGAAUAUGUUAGAAUAGAUUAGUAGCAGUAGACUUAAAUAAAAAUCACAGAAGUAAUUUUUAUUUAUAUGAAAUCUCAAGGGAUAAUGCAGUAAUGACCUUUCCACCUUCCCUAUACCUCCUGCCUCUGCAAAUUUUGCCAAGAAUGAACAGAAAACAAUUGUGCUAGAUUUCCAAGUCCACUUUCCUUUGCCCAAUUAGGUAAUAGUCUAUUUGUCUGACAAUUAUUUAUUGGGUAAGGCACAGUUCUAGAUGCUAUUAAUGCACCUCAUUCACCAAAUUAAUUUAUUGAAGCUGUUUUUAAAAACAGACUAUACUUUAUUUGUAAUUCUUAGGGAAAAAAAGUCAUAUGCUAUUUCCGAUUCUUUUGAACUCUCUUUGACUAUCAAUUGACCCAAAUUUGAUGUUGUUUGGAAUAUAUCAGAUUCACUUAGGAGAUCAGUCCAGGCUUGGUUCACCUUGAUCUGCGCAUCCUUCAUCUAUGAGAUUGGAACCAGGAAGGACCUGCUCAUUUGUUACUGAUUUGUUACUACUCAUUUGUUAUUGAUGGUAGGUCACUUGGAAAGCAGUGUACCACCCACAGGAUAAACCCAUUAACAGGACAUCCAGUAUUUGUUUGGUCAUCUUUGUUACUCUGUAGGUUUUUCUGCUGUUGUCUCCUAGAAGGUUGUCAUAAUUGAGAUGCUUUCCCCUCUGGAGGAUACAUUUCACAUUCCACAGGUGCAAAAAUAGAAAACCAUCAUCAUAUGCAUUAAGAUACUCCUGAAGUGGACUGCUAGAGUUUAGUUGAACUAAAGCAAAUUAUAAUUUUACAUAUGAUAAUUGACAUCAUUUUUCAUGGACUUCAAUGUGAAAAAAAUAAAAGCAAAACUCAAGAUUAUACUUAGCUCUUCAAAAUAGAUUCAUUCAUCUGGGAAUUAACAGUAGAUUCGGAUCACUUUGUUUUAAUCCAUCCAGUGAGUAUAUUUUAGUUAUGAAAUCUUAUUUAUCAAAGUACUAAUGUUUUAUGGGUAAAUCUUUCAUCACUGGUAACUCUAUUCCUGAGGGAAAAAUAUUUUUCCCUGAAAUGCCAUUUUCAUUAGGCAAUGAUGAGUUUAAUUUUUUAAUUUUGUACUUCUAUACAAAAGUUGGCCUAGGGAAAACCCACUACUAAACUGUGGGGCAACUUCAGUUUUAACUUGUGUUGUUUCAUUAUCUGCAGUCACUGAUUUUUAAUAAGUCUGUUGAUGCCUAGUUCAAAAGGUGGGGUCAAAGAAUCUGGUCGACAAGGAAACCCUGUUCCAACUGUGCUAGACAUUUGACCCCAGUGAACUCUGCUUCCCAGAACUGAUGCUCUUGUACAUUCUUCUCAUUGACUCCAGGCUUAGCUAUGUCACUUGAGUUAGACAAUGGGACAUUAGCAAACAUGAUGUAAGAAGAGGUUUAAGAGCACUUGGGCUUUUCUUGUUGUACUGCUUCCUUUUGGAAGUCAGCUUUGAUACUGUGUAAGAGCUUAGACUAAGCCUGUUAAUUGAUCCUCCAUAUGGAGGGAGACCCUGAAGCCUGACAGGCCAUCUUGAAUGUUCCAGCCUCAAUCAAGCUCCCAGCUGAAUGUAGACAACUGACUGACCUCAGCUAUACCACGUGGAUCAGAACUGCCCAGAUGAGCCCAGCAAGUGGGUUUUGAGAAAUAUUAAAUCAUUAUUGACUUAAGUCAUGUAGUUAUAUCGUGGUCAGUUACACAGCAAAAAAAAGAAUUGAAACCAUGCCCUACUUCAAGAGGUCUGUGCAAACCAGCUGUGGUGGAGCACCCUGGUAAUCUCAGCUACUCAGCAAUCUGAAGUAGGAGGAUCACAAGUUCAAGGCCAGCUUGGGCAAUGUAGUAAGACUGUUUCUCAAAAUGCAAAAUGAAAAGGGCUGGGGUUCGGGGAGGCAGGGAUGUAGCUCAGUGGUAGAGAGAUCUUGGUCAAUCCCCAGUACUGGGGCCAGGGAGGAAGAAAUCAGUGCAAAAAGCUAUGUUCUGCAAAGACCUCGUGCAUGUUUUGGUUCAUAGAAAAUUGCUUUCAUAAUGCUAUAAUACCAGAAAAACACAGUGAGCAAGGGCACAACAUGUAUGUGUGCUGGGAGGCUGUUAAAUUGUGGUAUCAUUGCUUUUACCUUUGCAACUGAAUACCAUGUGUGCAACAUCUUUAUUUUCACAAAGGAUACACCUGAAGAAGGUACCAUCAAAAGUAAUUGCUCUUUUAUUCCUUCUGAUUGUGAAAGAUACUGAAAAGUGUUAAAAAAAAAGAGACCCAGAAUCUUACCACCAAGAGGCUAACUUUGGGACAUUUUCACAUUAUAAAGACAGUUAAUUUAAAAAACAACACACUCACAAACUUUUCUUGAUGCUUCUUUGAAAGCCUCAAGUAUACAGUAGUUAAUUUGAUCCAUUUGAGAGCACACAUGCUGAGAUCCUUAUAAAUCUGAUUAUAAGCAUGGACACAGCUAUAUAGUUACUUGUAUUGGAUGUACAGUUUGUGAUGCCCCAUUCAUUCCAUUUCCUUCUCCAUACUUCUGUCAUAUCACUCAUCCUAAAAUACAAAGCUGGCUUAGUUUCUGCCUAUGUAGUAGCUCCAUACUGCCUCUGGCAUAGUGGUUCUCAACCAGGGCAUCUGGCAACAUCUGGAGCUGUUAUUAACUGUGCAUGGGGGUAUUCUUGUUCUUUACUGUACUAGCUAUAAAAAGGGUGCUACUUACUGCUUUCUAGGAGUAGAGUCUAGGAUGCUGUUAAGCAUCCUGCAAUGCACAGGACAACCCCCACUAUGGUAAGGAAUCAUCCAGCACAAGCUGUCUGUAUUGCCACUGUUGAGAGACCUUGCUGUAGGGCAAGGCUCAGUCUUCUACCUGUUGUUGCCCUUUCUGAUCUCACAUCUCUGACCACUCAUGUAUCUUCCUUCAGCAGUGCCAAGCAGCUUCCUGUUUUCAUAUCUUCUUGCCUUUGUGGGUCUUUGCUUAUGUUGUUCCCACAGUCUAGAAUAUUGGAAUACCCUUUCUCUGGUGGUAAUCAUUCCUCGUGAUAGAUUUAUGACUCUGUUUUUUGCGUACUUCCGCUUCUCUGAUUACACUGAGUUGCAUGAUUACUUUUUAAAAUCUAUUGUCCCUACAAACUUGUAAGUAUAAGGUUGCUAGGACCAACUUACAUGGCUAGUAAAUGUUUAAGUGAAUGGGUGAAUGUUUGAGUGAGAACACAACUGGAAAAGAGGUUGAAGUUGCAAGGGUUCAUGGCAGUGUGUGGCCCACCUUCCAUCAAUUUUCUUUCUAGUGGGUGAAUUAUUCCUGCAAAGACUCUGUGGACAACAAUUGUCCCUGCUGUACAUGGUUUUGAGGGGUCAGAGAACCAGAGGAUGGAGAUGUGAGAUCAGAAAUGGCGACAACAGGGCACUGAGUGGUGAGUCUGAUCAAGUGGACAUCAUUUGCUCUCGUCCCAGACCUCUCUGGUCUUGAAUAUCAUCAUGGCCAAACCUUAUGAAUUUAACUGGCAGAAGGAAGUCCCUUCCUUUUUGCAAGAAGGAGCAGUUUUUGACAGAUAUGAAGAGGAAUCAUUCGUCUUUGAACCCAACUGCCUCUUCAAAGUGGAUGAAUUUGGCUUCUUUCUGACUUGGAAAAGUGAAGGCAAGGAAGGACAAGUGCUGGAAUGUUCCCUCAUCAACAGUAUUCGGCUGGGAGCCAUACCAAAGGAUCCCAAAAUCCUGGCUGCCCUGGAAGCUGUUGGAAAAUCAGAAAAUGAUCUGGAAGGGCGGAUAGUUUGCGUGUGCAGUGGCACAGAUCUUGUGAACAUUAGUUUCACGUACAUGGUGGCUGAAAACCCAGAAGUAACGAAGCAAUGGGUAGAAGGCCUGAGAUCAAUCAUACACAACUUCAGGGCCAACAACGUCAGUCCAAUGACCUGCCUCAAGAAACACUGGAUGAAAUUGGCAUUUAUGACCAACACAACUGGUAAAAUUCCAGUUAGGAGUAUCACUAGAACCUUUGCAUCGGGGAAAACAGAGAAGGUGAUCUUUCAAGCACUCAAGGAGUUAGGUCUUCCCAGUGGAAAGAAUGAUGAAAUUGAACCUGCUGCCUUUACUUAUGAAAAGUUCUAUGAACUGACACAAAAGAUUUGUCCUCGGACAGAUAUAGAAGAUCUUUUUAAAAAAAUCAAUGGAGACAAAACUGAUUAUUUAACGGUAGACCAAUUAGUGAGCUUUCUAAAUGAACAUCAACGAGAUCCUCGACUGAAUGAAAUUUUAUUCCCAUUUUAUGAUGUUAAAAGGGCAAUGCAGAUCAUUGAGAUGUAUGAGCCUGAUGAAGAUUUGAAGAAAAAAGGACUCAUAUCAAGUGAUGGGUUUUGCAGAUAUCUGAUGUCAGAUGAAAAUGCCCCAGUCUUCCUAGAUCGUUUAGAGCUUUACCAAGAAAUGGACCAUCCUCUGGCUCACUACUUCAUCAGUUCUUCCCAUAACACCUAUCUCACUGGCCGACAGUUUGGUGGGAAAUCUUCGGUAGAAAUGUACAGACAAGUUCUCCUGGCUGGUUGCAGGUGUGUUGAACUUGACUGUUGGGAUGGAAAAGGUGAAGAUCAAGAACCAAUAAUAACUCAUGGAAAAGCAAUGUGUACAGAUAUACUUUUUAAGGAUGUAAUUCAAGCCAUCAAGGAAACUGCAUUUGUCACAUCCGAAUAUCCUGUAAUUCUCUCCUUUGAAAAUCACUGCAGCAAAUAUCAACAGUACAAGAUGUCCAAAUAUUGUGAAGAUCUAUUUGGGGAUCUCCUGUUGAAACAAGCACUUGAAUCACAUCCACUUGAACCAGGAAGACCGUUGCCAUCCCCCAAUGACCUCAAAAGAAAAAUACUCAUCAAAAAUAAGCGACUAAAACCUGAAGUUGAAAAGAAACAGCUUGACGCUUUGAAAAGCAUGAUGGAAGCUGGGGAAUCUGCAGCUCCAGCUAGCAUCUUAGAGGAUGACAAUGAAGAGGAAAUAGAAAGUGCUGACCAAGAGGAGGAAGCUCACCCUGAGUUCAAAUUUGGAAGUGAACUUUCUGCUGAUGACUUGGGUCAUAAGGAAGCUGUUGCAAAUAGUGUCAAGAAGACUUCAGAUGACCUUGAACAUGAAAACAACAAAAAGGGCCUGGUUACUGUAGAGGAUGAGCAGGCAUGGAUGGCAUCUUAUAAAUAUGUAGGUGCUACCACUAAUAUCCAUCCCUAUUUGUCAACCAUGAUCAAUUAUGCACAGCCAGUGAAGUUUCAAGGUUUCCAUGUGGCUGAAGAACGCAACAUUCAUUAUAACAUGUCUUCUUUUAAUGAAUCAGUUGGCCUUGGCUACUUGAAGACACACGCGAUUGAAUUCGUGAAUUACAACAAACGGCAAAUGAGUCGCAUUUACCCCAAGGGAGGCAGAGUCGAUUCCAGUAAUUACAUGCCUCAGAUAUUCUGGAACGCUGGAUGCCAGAUGGUUUCACUGAACUAUCAAACCCCAGAUUUAGCCAUGCAAUUGAAUCAGGGGAAAUUUGAGUAUAAUGGAUCGUGCGGGUACCUGCUCAAACCAGAUUUCAUGAGGCGGCCUGACAGAACAUUUGAUCCCUUCUCUGAAACCCCUGUGGAUGGGGUUAUUGCAGCCACAUGCUCGGUGCAGGUCAUAUCAGGGCAGUUCUUAUCAGAUAAGAAGAUUGGCACAUACGUUGAAGUGGACAUGUAUGGGCUGCCCACCGACACCAUACGAAAGGAAUUCCGAACUCGUAUGGUUAUGAACAACGGGCUCAAUCCAGUUUACAAUGAAGAAUCAUUUGUGUUUCGGAAGGUGAUCCUGCCAGACCUGGCUGUCUUGAGAAUAGCAGUAUAUGAUGACAACAACAAGCUGAUUGGCCAGAGGAUCCUUCCGCUGGAUGGCCUCCAAGCAGGCUAUCGACACAUUUCCCUUCGGAAUGAGGGAAACAAACCAUUAUCACUGCCAACAAUUUUCUGCAAUAUUGUUCUUAAAACAUACGUGCCUGAUGGGUUUGGAGAUAUUGUGGAUGCUUUAUCAGAUCCAAAGAAAUUUCUCUCAAUUACAGAAAAGAGAGCAGACCAAAUGAGAGCUAUGGGCAUUGAAACUAGUGACAUAGCUGAUGUGCCCAGCGACACUUCCAAGAACGACAAGAAAGGAAAGGCCAACCCAGCCAAAGCCAAUGUGACCCCUCAGAGUAGCUCCGAGCUCAGACCCACCACCACAGCCGCCCUGGGCCCCGGCGUGGAAGCCAAGAAAGGCAUUGAACUUAUCCCUCAAGUGAGGAUAGAAGAUUUAAAGCAGAUGAAGGCUUACUUGAAGCAUUUAAAGAAACAACAGAAAGAGCUAAAUUCUUUAAAGAAGAAACAUGCAAAGGAGCACAGUACCAUGCAGAAGUUACAUUGCACGCAAGUUGACAAAAUUGUGGCGCAGUACGACAAAGAGAAGUCCACUCAUGAGAAAAUCCUGGAGAAGGCAAUGAAGAAGAAGGGGGGAAGUAAUUGUCUCGAAAUGAAAAAAGAAACAGAAAUUAAAAUUCAGACCCUGACAUCAGAUCACAAAUCAAAGGUCAAAGAGAUUGUAGCACAGCACACAAAGGAGUGGUCAGAAAUGAUCAACACCCACAGUGCUGAGGAGCAAGAAAUACGGGACCUGCACCUUAACCAGCAGUGUGAACUACUGAGAAAGCUACUAAUCAAUGCUCACGAGCAGCAAACCCAGCAGCUGAAACUGUCCCAUGACAGGGAAAGCAAGGAAAUGAGAGCCCACCAGGCCAAGAUUUCUAUGGAAAACAGCAAAGCCAUCAGCCAAGACAAAUCUAUCAAGAAUAAAGCAGAACGGGAAAGGCGAGUCAGAGAAUUAAACAGCAGCAACACUAAAAAAUUUCUAGAAGAAAGAAAGAGACUUGCAAUGAAGCAAUCCAAAGAAAUGGAUCAAUUGAAAAAAGUCCAACUUGAACACCUAGAAUUUCUAGAGAAGCAGAAUGAGCAGCUUUUGAAAUCCUGUCAUGCAGUGUCCCAAACGCAAGGCGAAGGAGAUGCAGCAGAUGGUGAAAUUGGAAGCCGAGAUGGACCGCAGACCAGCAACAGUAGUGUGAAACUCCAAAAUACAAACUGAAGCAGCAAAACCACAAAUCAUCAGAAGAUUGCACCCAACUUCAGAACACAAACUCCAUGGACAAAAGCUAUUUUCUUUAUGUAUAGACAAGAUGUUACCUGAAACCACACACACACAAAAAAAAAAAAACCUUGGAAUGACACAUACUUCUAUUUAUCAGUUUGAGUAUUGAAUUUUCUUGGCUGAACCAAAAGUAGCUGCAAAUCCACAGAAAUCUAUUCCAGUAAGGCAGAGUUUAACCAUUGAUAAAACAACUUAAACAUGUUUGCUAUAAGAUAUCAUCACAAGUAAAUGAGCUUGGUGUUAACAACUCUGCUUCGUGAUGCAUUAGAACAUGUUUGAGCUGCAAUUUAAAAAAAAACAAACAAAAAACAGUGCAUUAGCAAUUUCAUAGCAAGUGCAUGCACUAUAAGAAAAGCAAAAACUCUGUCUACAAAUUCAUGAGCAGAAGUGGUGGUCUGCUAAACAAAUAAUUUUGCAGAAUUUUUCUAUAUCUAAGUUACCUCAUCAGUAAGUGCCAUGUCUUUACCAUGCCGUCAGAAGCUAAUUUCCUGUAAAAGUUGUGAAAGUUAUUAGAACAAUAGAGAAAUAUAACCGAAGAGUAGACCUGUGCCAAAACUCAUCAGUGCUCAGAGGGAAACUCUGUUAGGAUCAUUUAAGAAAGUUUACAUCUGACCCUGCUUUAUAGGAAUUGCUUCUUCAGAUUCCAGAUAUUAGAAUUCACUAUUAUACCAUAAAGAUUGUGAAGUGGUUAUUGGCAAACGUUUGUAUAUGUGAUCAUGUAUAAAGUAUUUAUACUCCUUAAUUCACACUGUUAUAGAGCAAAAUCAUCUAAAUAUUGCCACAUGACAAGAUUAGUACAGGAAUACUAGAAUAUGUUUUGCAUGAUACACAAGCACCAGUUAAGACUAACUUGUUCAGACACAGUUAACCUAAUGCCAAAUAAAUACUGGUUAAAUACAUGUAUGGCACAGAAUAUAAUUUGACUAUCAAGACUUUUAGCAUAAUGAAAAAGUCUAUAUAUAUGUGUAUAUGAAUUAUGUGGGCAUUCUUGAUACUUCAAGUUCUAGUUUGAAAAAAAAACAUAACUAAUUUAAUUUUACACAAAAAUAUUUAUGCAGAUUUUCAGAAUUUCAUAUCAGGAAAUACCUUUUUAUGUCUGUUAAAUAUUCAAACAAUUUGCUACAGUGUUAAUUUGCAUGGUCCAAGCCUGCUGUAGUUGCAAUGCAGAGAGUGCAUGAAGAAGUACAGGGCUGGGAAACCUGCGAAGGCACCAAGCCUCAGAAGGGUGCACGGAGACCUGGCAUCCUUGAACUAAUGAGAUCGCUGAUUCUAGGACACAAAACGCCAAUGGAAUUGUAUAUGCUUGUACAGAUUGAUCCUGUGUGCUCCUCUGAACAAACCAGAGAAAAUGAUGAUAUCAUCAAUACUGAAAUUCAACUUCCAACUUCUCUAAUAAAAAAUGAAAACACA
Messenger RNA from Marmota monax (woodchuck), 12758 nucleotides. It is a transcript of the gene Plcb4, whose product is annotated as phospholipase C beta 4. NCBI's taxonomy places the organism in Eukaryota, Metazoa, Chordata, Mammalia, Rodentia, Sciuridae. The transcript has 39 exons. Bases 7665 to 11285 code for a protein of 1206 amino acids. The record is from RefSeq and is a predicted model, not a curated record. Gene Ontology annotation, biological process: phosphatidylinositol-mediated signaling; lipid metabolic process. Gene Ontology annotation, molecular function: calcium ion binding; phosphatidylinositol-4,5-bisphosphate phospholipase C activity.